Hansenula ciferrii is the source of this 1191-nucleotide messenger RNA. It is a transcript of the gene TYS1, whose product is annotated as tyrosine--tRNA ligase TYS1. Gene Ontology annotation, biological process: tyrosyl-tRNA aminoacylation. Bases 1 to 1191 code for a protein of 396 amino acids. The transcript has a single exon. Gene Ontology annotation, molecular function: ATP binding; tyrosine-tRNA ligase activity. The record is from RefSeq and is a predicted model, not a curated record. Lineage: Eukaryota; Fungi; Ascomycota; Saccharomycetes; Phaffomycetales; Wickerhamomycetaceae.
AUGUCUUCUACAAUCACUGAUCCUGAAGAACAAUUCAAACUUAUUACUAAAAACUUACAAGAAGUUUUAAAUCCACAAAUCAUUAAAGAAAUUUUAGAAAAAAAUGAACGUCCAUUAAAAGUUUAUUGGGGUACUGCUCCAACUGGUAGACCUCAUUGUGGUUAUUUUGUUCCAAUGACUAAAUUAGCUGAUUUAUUAAAAGCUGGUUGUGAAGUUACCGUUUUAUUAGCUGAUUUACAUGCAUUUUUAGAUAAUAUGAAGGCUUCAUUAGAAGUUGUUAAUUAUAGAUCAAAAUAUUAUGAAAGAAUUGUAAAAGCAAUUUUAAGAUCAAUUAAUGUUCCAAUUGAUAAGUUAAAUUUCGUUGUUGGUUCAAGUUAUCAAUUAAAAGAACAAUAUACUUUAGAUAUCUUCCGCUUAUCAAACACUGUUUCUCAAAAUGAUGCUAAACGUGCAGGUGCUGAUGUUGUUAAACAAGUUGCAAACCCAUUAUUAAGUGGAUUAAUCUAUCCUUUAAUGCAAGCUUUAGAUGAAGAACAUUUAGGUUGUGAUGUUCAAUUUGGUGGUGUUGAUCAACGUAAAAUUUUCGUUUUGGCUGAAGAAAAUUUACAAUCUUUAGGUUACAAGAAAAGAGCUCAUUUAAUGAAUCCAAUGGUUCCAGGUUUAACUCAAGGUGGUAAAAUGUCUGCAUCUGAUCCAAAUUCUAAAAUUGAUAUUUUAGAAGAUCCAAAACAAGUUAAAAAGAAGAUUAAUACCGCGUUCUGUGCUCCUGGUGUUGUUGAAGGUAAUGGUUUAAUUUCAUUUAUUGAAUACGUUUUGGUACCAAUUUCUGAAUUGAAAAAUGGUGAAGGUAAAUUUGAAUUCCCAAUAGAUCGUCCAGAAAAAUUUGGUGGUCCAAUCACUUAUACUUCAUUAAAUGAUAUAAUUUCUGAUUAUAAAGAGGAAAAAUUAGCUCCUCCAGAUUUAAAAUCUGGUGUUGCUGAUGCAAUUAAUGUAUUAUUAGCUCCAAUUCGUGAAGAAUUUGCAAAUGAUAAAGAAUUCCAAGAAGUUGAAGCAAAAGGUUAUCCUGCUCCUGUUAAACAAGAAAAAAAGACUAAAAAACCAAAAGAUAAAGGUUCUCGUCAUCCAGGUGCUCAAAAAAAAAUUGAUGAAACUACUCAAAAAUUAGAUGAAACUAAAUUAGAAGAUAAAUAG